AAAAUAAGCCCCAAACCCCCAACAUCCACUGGCUUUAGAUGAACAUACUGUGAGUCUCUGUGCUCAGUUUAAUCACUGAUUCGGAUGUGAAAAAGGUGGAGCUUCGUGUAGAUUAUUACAUCCUUACAUGAACAAUGGACAACAGUAUUAAAGCCUGUCAGUGCAGCUGGGAGACGAAUACACAGCGAGCGUUGGCGAGGAAAUGACACCGGAUCUGAUCGACUCUCUUACUUACUAAACUAAAACUGGAAAUGUGUAGAUAAGCUUUGUAUCCAGAUUCCUGCUCAGGAUCUUUCAGCAGAUAGGAACAAGUGGCUGGAGUCGGAGUCGGGGUCACCGGUGGUCCUAUUUUGAGCCAGAAGAUUGUGAGAAAGGAAGAUAUCAAUACAAGCUCCCUGUCUGCCUCUGAUCUGGUAUUACGAGCAUGUCAGAAGGAACAGAUGGGAAUGGAGGCUCGGUGGAGAAUGUGACAUCUCAGGAUAUUAAAGCUGAUGGAGAUAAAUCGAAUACCAUCCCAAAAGGUCAUCGGAAUGCAAAUGUGAAUCCAAAUGACGGCAUGACAUCAAAGAAUAAAGAGACCGAAGUACCUGAGAACAGCCAGUGCCAAAAGGGUGGAAGUACAGAACCUACAAAUACGCCAUCCCGGGAUGAGUCACCGUGGCUGGACCCCAACACUGAGACCACCACGAUAGAUGACAUACCAAACACCGAAUUCUAUCCCACCUGGAUUAGCGGAACUGUUUAUAACGCUGACACACACAGAAAUUACUUCAUGGAUGAAGCAAUCCAUCAUGUCGACCCUAUACAGGCUACAGCUGCUGGAGAGACUGUGGAAAGCUUUUAUCAUCCCGGAUCUGAUAUAUACGAGUUUGUAACGGAGACAGUUCUCAAUUCUGUCUCAGAAACUGGUGGAAUUUUAGGAGACACUGUCCAAAGUAGCGAGUCAGAAAACGGUGGGAUUUUAGGUGAUGCUCCACAGCGUCUAACACAGCGACCCUUCCCGUUCUAUUCGGCAGAGAGCUGUAAUAUUAACAGCCUGAAGGCCAAUGACAACACAAUCUCAGAUAUUCUGUGUGACUCAGUUGAUCAUUUGGAGAAUGACGUGACUCACAUGUCCAAGUCUCUUACUGUAAACACAAAGACAUCUUCUGUUUUCGAGGACCGUGUUCCAGACAUGACGGGGGACCACGCGACUGAAAAUAACUCCGAUGUACGCCUGCUAAUCUCCAGCUUCCCUCAGACACCGAUCAUAAUCCCGUCUAAGACUGAGGAAGGGAUUGACCCAGAUCACUCAGAAACGACUCAAAGGACGUACAGAAGUGACAACAUGUCUAAUGAGUUGUGGGUUGAUGCUUCAGAUGAGUGGGGACAUGUCUCCUGUCUCACCCACUCAUCUUCAGCCAACACCAGAACCUCAGAAACAGGAGCUGGUUCUUUGGAUCUACCUACGAAUGAGAGCUGGUCAUCUUCUGACAGCUGGGCUAGUGCUUUAUCAGACCUGAUCCAGUCUGUUAGCAUCCUUAUAGAAGACCGUCCCUCCGUCAGCAUCCAGGACACGACCAAGGACAAGAGCACGGAGCUGGAGAACUCCUUCGAAUCAGGAGACGGCGGUUCUGAGGGUUUUAUACGGAUAAAAGACUCCAGUAGACCUCGAAUAGACCACAGAGAAGAGCGAGAAAACAGACUUUAUACUAAUGUAGAUAUGAACAGGAUGCAGGAUUUAGCAGUAGACAUGGACAGAGAGACGCAGUCAGGGUUACAGGAAGAGGAAGACGAGCGUCGGAACGAUACAGAAGGAAGACUGGAAAACGAGUGUGCCUAUGGAUCUGAGGAGUGCAUUGAACUCUGGGAAGUAACUGAAGACACAGCCUUCGAGGAGGAAGGUGAAAGAAAUCAUGGUGGCUUGAGCUUCUCGUGUUACCCCUUCACGUCCGAGUCGGAGGUUCGGCUCCUCGACAGCUAUGAAGCAGAGCACCUGACGCUCAGGCGAGGAGCGAACCGGAGCGACGUGACACACCUCGAAGACAACGGCUCUUGUACUUUUCCUAGCAAAGGAGAGGUGGAUUUUAUUAUGCCACUUACAUCCAUCACUAUAGGAACAUCAUACCUCCAGUUGAAAGAGGACCCAGAUGUAUCAAGGACAUCCUUAAAGCCGUCCCGUGCAGGAAUCCGUGAAGAAGUGAGAUCAGAUCUGACACCGAGCACCAGUGGAAAGUCCACCAGCAGUUUCUGUGACAUCACAAAGCAAACCGGUGAUCAGGAUUCAUCUUCGUCGUCUUGUGAAGACCAAAGGUACAAAACAGAGGCCGGUGACGUCAGCUCAGAACUUCAGAGCCUGAUCUUACCCACAGGGGAGCAGUUAAUGAUCUGUGAGGAAAGGCACGUAGCGUACGUGACUUUUGACGUGGAUGACAUCCUGAGCUUUAAGAAGCACCCUGAGGAUCGUGGGGGUAUAAAACAAGUAGGAGGUGAAGUGUGUGAAAGAGACAACAAGAUGCCUCAUAAAACUCCGAAAAAGUCUUCUGAGAACAAGACACGCUCCAACAAACACAAGGACAAAACGAAUAACAACCAGACAAGCAAGAAAAGAGAGAACGUGAGGCCAGAAGAACACGACGGAGAGUCUGUAGGCGCGGAGGAAAGCGCAGCGACCACGUUCGAGCCUAUCGUGAUAACGGAAAAGGUCGCAUCCGGACCUCAGGGGAAGAAGAAAAAGAAGCACGGAGUAGCAAAGGUCGAAAACGAGCCACUGCUCGAGGUGGGAAAUGGAACCAAGCCAAAAAACACGAAGCCUAAAAACGAGACGGCGACAACGCAACCGAGCAAAGUGAGAGAAAAACUCGCAAACUACGAAGGAAAGGAGCCACACGAAAAGGAUAAAGCAACUGAGGGAAAAACUAAAGCGGGUACAGAAACCUCCAGCGUGGGCUCGCCUGCUGCGCCGGACGAUGACAUCAUCAAACGCAGACGUAUAUCUGGAGACAAACCUGCAGCCGUAUCGAUCAGGACGAGGCCGCAGCUUCCUGCUAUCUUCCAGCAAAAGGAAAAGGAAGAUGUUGUGACGCAGACGAUUCAGACGCCCAAAGAAGUCCCACGUGUCUUAUCUGAGAUAGAAGCAGCUCCGGUGGUCGAUGAUCCUCAGAGCAUUUCUUUGUGGUGUCGCUUCAGUCACAUCACGGCAGAUUCCUCCAUCAUGUGGGUGAAGGAAGGAGCGACGCUAUGUGAGGAAAAGAAGAAGGUGGGAGAUGAUGCUCGCGUCUCUCUGUCGCUGCUGAAACCCUGCAGUAAAGAUCUGGGGUUUUAUCGUUGUUCUCUGGUCACUGCUCUGGGUUCGGUGUCCAGCUCAGACUUUCACCUCACAUCAGAAGUGCUGAUGGAGCUCGUCAUCCCGAACCAUGAAGCAUCAGAUGAGCGCAAAGCGAUAGACGGGGAGGAAGAGGACGUGUCCUGCGCUUCUCUCCUCUUUAAGGAUGACAUUCUGACUGAUCAGUAUUUUGGAGAGCAGCAGCACACGAGCAUUGUGACUGAGAAGGAUCAUUUUGGUGAGGGAAUGCACCGGAGAGCGUUCAGAACGAUGGUGCGCACCGGCAUGACACCUCUGUUCGGCCCCGGACACGCCUGCGUGCUCAAAGUACACAGCGCCAUCGGCUAUGGCACCCAGAACAGCAACGAGGUGGUGCAGAGGAACUACAGCCUGGCUGUGGAGGAGUGUUAUGUACAGAACACGGCCAGAGAAUACAUCAAGGCCUACACUGACGUGGCCAAAUCUGCAGAGACCUUCGGAGAAGUUCCUGAAAUCAUCCCCAUUGUUCUGGUGCACCGGCCGUCUAACGCCGUCCCGUAUGCCACGCUGGAGGAGGAGCUGAUUGGAGAUUUUGUAAAGUACUCUGUUAAAGAUGGGAAAGAGAUCAACCUGACGAGGAGAGACUCGGAGGCGGGACAGAAAUGCUGUGCGUUCCAGCACUGGGUUUACAUGCACACCGAGGGAAACCUGCUGGUUACUGAUAUGCAGGGUGUAGGUAUGAAGCUGACAGAUGUUGGAAUCGCCACCUGUAAAAAAGGUUAUAAGGGCUUUAAAGGAAACUGCUCCACAUCCUUCAUCGACCAGUUUAAAGCUCUUCAUCAGUGUAACCGCUUCUGUGAGCUGCUUGGCCUCACGUCCCUGCAGCCCAAAGCCAAACGGACCACCCCCCCCAACCCCAAAACACAACCCGCCGCCAGGAAAAAGCCUUUUGGCCCCACUGUCAAGGGCAAAUCCUGAUUGGACGCUGGCCCUUGACACAGGAUUCUGUGCAUAAAUCAGAGUGAAUCCGGGUCUCACUUUCAAAGACAAUACGACGUGAUCUUUUACUUUAGUUCUUGUUAACAAACAAGUCAUGUGCUGUGUUUCAUACGGAGAUAAUAUGCUGCUGCAUCAGAUGCUAAUCAAUUGCUGCCCUGCAAUAUACAGAGGAUAUACAGUCUCGCAUAUACUCGUGCCAUACACGGAUCAGUUGCUGCUCUGCCAUAUGCAGACCAUAUGCAGAUGAUAUACAGAUGUUAUUUGCAGAUGAUAUACAGAUGUGUUAUACGCAGAUGCUACUCUAUCAUAUGCUGAUGAUCUACUGCUGCAUACUAUACAGAUGCCGUAGUACCGUGUCAUAUACCGAAGUACUGCUGCGUGACAUUAGUCGUAUGCUGUAUGCUGACGAUAUACAGCUGUUUCAUGUAAUGUUCAUUAGCAGCUGUUUCGAUGUUUGUCGUUCAUACGCGUUAAGAAAAGUAAUGACUUUUGCAGUCAGUGUGUAAGCCAUAAAGCCAACAAGCUGCAUAUUAUAUUUGUGUUUGAAUUGUUCCUUUGAUCCCAUUUAGGAAGUUUCAGUGAUAUGAAGAUGAACGAAGUAAAUGUUAAAGUGCGUAACACGAACAACUCGUGUAGCCGAAUCGUAUAACGUUGUUCUGUGGCUGAUAUUUAUAUUUAUUUUGUUAUAAAUAGUUUACAUUCACUUUUUAAAGGUGUAAAUAUUUUUUGUAUCGAUGUUUCAUUGAACAACAAAGUACCUUUUGUACAGUUUCUUUGUGCGAGUGCGGUAGUCUGAGGAAAGUGUCACGGUGGCGAACGCUGACGAAACAUCUCCCGCUGAGCGAUAAAGCCAGCUGUCGUCCUGUCUCAGGAAGAACGUGAACCUGUGGCCAGGUUUCCAGAGAGCCUGAUGGUCUGAAACCUUAUACACACGCUGGCCACGUUCAGCAGCUCCUCCUGAUUUAUGUGCCAUCAGCCUUAACAAUUUUAGACAAAUCUGUUCAAGGUGAAAAUGUUUUUUUUGUGUUGAAUUGAACUGUAUUCUUUUAAUAAACCUCAUACAUUAAAACUUU
Messenger RNA from Tachysurus fulvidraco (yellow catfish), 5355 nucleotides. It is a transcript of the gene alpk2, whose product is annotated as alpha-kinase 2. Lineage: Eukaryota; Metazoa; Chordata; Actinopteri; Siluriformes; Bagridae. The coding region runs from base 425 to 4261 and encodes 1278 amino acids. The record is from RefSeq and is a predicted model, not a curated record. Gene Ontology annotation, molecular function: ATP binding; protein serine/threonine kinase activity. The transcript is spliced from 13 exons. Gene Ontology annotation, biological process: protein phosphorylation.